Messenger RNA from Cydia fagiglandana, 1428 nucleotides. Its product is annotated as cytochrome P450 4g15-like. NCBI's taxonomy places the organism in Eukaryota, Metazoa, Arthropoda, Insecta, Lepidoptera, Tortricidae. The record is from RefSeq and is a predicted model, not a curated record. The transcript is spliced from 10 exons. The coding region runs from base 1 to 1428 and encodes 475 amino acids. Gene Ontology annotation, molecular function: monooxygenase activity; iron ion binding; heme binding.
AUGACAUUCCGCCCAGUAUACGUUCCGAAAAACUUAUAUGAUGGUGAAUUAGCUAUUGCAGGAUUGUGGGAGUAUUCCAAAGAAGUUAGUGUUGCAGCUGAAAAAGCUGGAGGAAUCAUUACUCUAUGGGCGGGACCUAAGGCUAUAUACUGUAUCAACGACCCUGAUGACGCAUUCACCGUGCUCAACUCGUGUUUAGAAAAAAGCUAUUUUUACAAAAUAGCCUUUGGCUGGUUUGGCGAUGGCCUGCUUACUUCCGACGUGGCCACAUGGAAGCAUAAUCGCAAGCUGCUGAACCCUACCUUCAGCCAGCAUGUGCUGGACGGGUUUCUUCCCAUCUUCAACCGACAGGCGGCGCUGCUGGCUCUGGAGAUGGAACAGGCUGGAACAGGCCUGUUCGAUCCUACUGAUUACUUCCGAGAAGUCACCCUUGAAACUGUUUGCCAAACUGCUUUUGGCAUCUCUCUGGACGACCGGUCAGUCAUCGACAGUGAAUACAAGGAGGCCCUUGCGGUCGCCCUAGACGGUUCCGCUCAGCGGCUUGGGAGAUUCUGGCUCCAUUCUGACUUCCUCUACCAGUUUUCUGCUCUUCGGAAAACUAUGGACGAAGCGGAGGCGGUCGUCCACAAAAUGUCUAAAAGUGUAUUAAACAAGAGAAGAGCAGAAAGGCAGGAAGCGAAAACAGCAAAUACGUCAUCCCGCCGCUUCAUCGCGUUCCUGGACCUGUUGUUAGACAUGUCGGACGACGGGUCGUUCUCCGAUGACCAGAUCCUGAACGAGCUGAACAUCUUCAUAGCGGCCGGCCAUGACACCUCGUCUCGCGCGCUCGUGUCUAUCAUGGUUCUACUGGGGACGCAUCAGGAUGUGCAAGAGAAGUUAUAUCAGGAGGUGAUAUACGUCCUGGGCCCAAGUUCGUACCUGGACAAGGAAGACAUAGCGAGACUCGUGUACACGGAGGCAGUAAUCAAGGAGGUGCUUCGCGUCAGUCCAGUGGUUCCUAUGGUGGCACGGGAGGUCGACAAGGACAUCAAACUCAAGAACUACACGCUUCCAGCAGGCAGCGGCUGCUUGGUAUUGUUCUGGGGUAUCCACCGGCUGCCGAUCUGGGGCGCGGACCGCCUGCAGUUCAGGCCGGAGCGGUGGCUGGAGCCCUCGAGCCUGCCUCGGAGCCCUGGCGCCUUCUGCGGCUUCAGCCUUGGGAGAAGGAACUGCAUAGGAAAACCGUAUGCAUAUAUGGCCGUAAAGACCAUGGUGGUGCACUUGGUACGUAAAUAUCGGAUUACGGCCGACUACAGCAAAGUGAAGCUGGAUUAUGACGUGCUACUCAAAUACGGAGACGGACAACACAUAACGUUACAACCGAGGAAAGAGAGAGAGGAAGGCAAGGAAGGAAGAGAGGAUGAAGUUAAAGAAGAUAAAUUUAGAUAA